GGAGCUUUCUGUCUCCAGGUUUCUCUCUCCACGCUCCUUCCUCCUGCACUCCUGACCCCCUGAAGAUGCCCAGGAGAGGAGCCCAUCCUGUGGGGACACUCCUGGUGCUGCUGCAGCUGCCAUUUGUCCCGUGCCCAGUGGCAGGCUGCCUCCUGGAUCCCUGCUUGGAGGUCACCCCUAACACAACCUUCAGAUGCACCGGACUGAACAUCUCUGGAGUUCCUGAUGGAGUCCCAAACACCACCCAGAACCUGGACCUCAGUUUCAGCAAUCUGAAAUCACUGGAGUCAAAUUAUUUUGCAUCAGUCCCUGAGCUGCAGCUUCUGGAUCUCUCAAGGUGCCACCUCCACACAAUAGAAGAUAACUCCUUUAUGGAUCUCCAUAGACUUUCCAGCUUGAUUUUAACUGCCAAUUCUCUCCAGCACCUCGGGAAAGCAGCUUUCUAUGGCUUAACAUCUCUGAAAAAGCUGGUUCUGGUGGAAACCAACAGAACCUCUCUGUCUGAGCUGCCCAUUGGACACUUGCACACUCUGCAGGAGCUGAAUUUAGGCCACAACAGCAUUACUUCAUUGAAGCUUCCUGACUAUUUCACCAACAUGACCUCCCUCAGGCACCUGAGCUUCUUCUCUAACAAGAUCACAUCUAUCUCCAGAGGAGACCUUGAUGCCCUGAGGGAAGGGAACAGGGUCAACCUGACUCUGGUGCUUUCCUUGAACAAUAUAAAAUCCAUACAGCCGGGGGCCUUUGCGGGGAUUCACCUCGCUGAGCUGGCCCUCAGGUCCGCUUUUGAGAACUUCAUGAUGCAAACUUCUCUGCAAGGCCUGGCUGGUUUGCAGGUCAGCAGACUCAUAGUUGGGGAGUUCAGGGACAGUAAGAACCUGCAGGACUUUGAGAGGGGGCUCUUGACUGGACUGUGCCAGGUACAGAUGGAAGAGUUUGUCUUAAUCUGCUUCAGGGAGUUUGAGGAUGACACAGACACUCUCUUUAACUGCAUAGGCAACGUCUCCACUGUUCGCUUGGUGGACCUCGGACUUCAGGAGAUAUCACAGGUUCCUGCGAGGUCUAAAGUGAAACAGCUGGAAUGCAAAAAAUGCGGUUUUGAGGAUGUGCCUGCCCUGAAGCUGUCGCUUUUCAAGGAGCUGAGAGUGCUCCGUAUUACCAAGAACAAAAGACUCAAAAACUUCAGUCAGAAUUUUGAGGAUCUCACUAACCUGGAGGUUAUAGAUUUGAGUGAGAAUAGACUCACCUUCAGUGGUUGCUGCUCCCCUCAGUUCCAAAAUUGUCCAAAUUUGAAACACUUGAACUUAAGCUUCAAUUCUAAUAUCAGAUUGACUGGAGAUUUCACUAAUGUGAAGAAUUUGUUAUAUUUGGACCUUCAGCACACAACUUUAUUUGGUCCUGGCUCCUACCCUGUCUUUCUGUCCCUUCAGAAACUGAUUUACCUUGAUAUUUCCCAUACCAAAACCGAAGUUAAAUCCCAGUGCACAUUUUGUGGCUUGAACUCUUUGCAAGUGCUCAAGAUGGCAGGAAACUCCUUUGAGGGCAAUAAGCUGGCAGGCAACUUCAAAAACCUAAGUCACCUCCACACCUUGGAUAUUUCAAGAUGCAAAUUAGAACAUGUGGAUCAAAGUACUUUUGAUGCCCUCUCUGAGCUAAAAGAGCUAAACAUCAGUAACAAUAAGCUCCUGACCUUCGAUCCUGGAGUCUACCGGCCGCUCCGAGCCCUCAGAGUCCUGGAUUUCAGCAGAAACCAGCUGACUGUUCUGCUGCACUCAGCCUGGGAAAUCCUGCCUGACAGCCUGGUCCUGUUGGAUAUCUCUCAAAACCUGUUUGACUGCUCCUGUGUGUACCUGGACUUCCUGACAUGGAUCAAGGAGAAGCAGGAGCUGCUGCAGAACAAGGAGCUGAUGCUGUGCCACACUCCCUCGUACGCGGUGAACGUGAGCCUGCCAAGCUUUGACCUGUCCUCCUGCCACGUCAGCGCAGGCAAGGUUGCCUCCUCAGUGGUUGUGCUGCUCUGUGUAGUGGUGCUCCUUUUCCUGAUUUACAAGUACUACUUCCAGCUCUACUACUCCGUGGUGCUGCUCAGUGGGUGCAAACACUCCGCAGAAAGAGGUGACACUUACGAUGCCUUUGUCAUCCACUCCAGCAAAGACCAGGAAUGGGUGACAAAGGAGCUGGUGGAACCCUUGGAAGGGGGAGCACCUCCCUUCCGCCUGUGUCUGUACUACAGGGACUUCCUGCCAGGGGUACCUGUUGUCACCAAUAUCAUCCAGGAGGGGUUUCUCAGUAGCAGGAAUGUCAUCGCAGUCAUCUCCGCUGACUUCCUGGAGAGCAAGUGGUGCAGCUUUGAGUUUGACAUUGCCCAGUCCUGGCAGCUGGUGGAGGGAAAGACUGGGAUCAUCAUGGUUGUGCUGGAAAAUGUGGAUAAGGCCCUGCUGAGGCAGAGGCUGGGGCUGUCUCGGUACCUGAGGAGGAACACCUACCUGGAGUGGAAAGACAAGGAAAUAAGCAAGCACAUCUUCUGCAGGCAGCUGACAGGGGUGCUGCUGGAAGGCAAAAAAUGGAAUCAUGAGGAGGAAGCAAGUGUCCAAAGGAUAACUCAACGUUCUCACGUUUCCAAAGCUGCUGGAUGCACUGUUUGAAACUGCCCACUCUGCAGCAAGUGGCUUUGAUAGGAUUUACUCAGUGGAUGAAAAAGUGAGCAGCCAAGCAAACACCCCUGCAGGUUUGCAUUCAUCUCUCAUGUAAAUAUGUGAAAAUAUUCCAGUUAUUAAAGCAUCUCUUUUGCCCAGGUCAAAAAAAAAAAAAAAAAAAUGGA
Pseudopodoces humilis (Tibetan ground-tit) is the source of this 2821-nucleotide messenger RNA. RefSeq names its product toll like receptor 4 (gene TLR4). Gene Ontology annotation, cellular component: plasma membrane; lipopolysaccharide receptor complex. Gene Ontology annotation, biological process: immune response; inflammatory response; MyD88-dependent toll-like receptor signaling pathway. The record is from RefSeq and is a predicted model, not a curated record. Gene Ontology annotation, molecular function: lipopolysaccharide immune receptor activity; protein binding; lipopolysaccharide binding. Lineage: Eukaryota; Metazoa; Chordata; Aves; Passeriformes; Paridae.